UCAUCAUCAUCAUCAUCAUCAUUAAAUUAAAUUAAAUAAUUCCAUAUAAAAAAAUAUCAAUAUAGUAGCACCUACCCCACCCUGUGAGAAUGACCGGAACGGUGGUGAGACCGCCAGGUGGGGUUGCAGACGCUCCGGUGGACAUGUCGAACGGUGGCCAAACUUUAUCGCCGUUGUACGUCAAUUCUUUCCGUAUAUCCGCCGUCACUAGCCGCUUAGUUGCCCACCUUGGCGGCGAUGCAAAGACUGAUAACACUGAGUUCUGCAAUCUUUGCCUCUCUCUUGCCAGGGGUAUUGACUAUGCUGUUGCUAGUAAAGAUGUCCCAGGCAGAGCUCCAGAUUUACCCAAUCUGUUAAAGCAGGUAUGUCAGCGAAAAAAUGAUCUCGCAUCACAAGCAGCUGUGAUGGUACUCAUGAUCUCUGUAAAGAGUGCAUGUACUAAUGGUUGGUUCGGUGAGAAGGAGAAGGAUGAACUUCUUGUUCUUUCAGAUGAGAUGCAAAGCAGUUUUUGCAGUGUUAAUGUUAAAGAUAUGAAUUCUACUAUGAAGAACAAUGAGAGCAACUUACGUUCCACCAUCUCCACGAUCAUGUCACGGUUCUACCCAGGAAUGAAGAUGGGGGAUAUACUAUCUGUUCUUGAGACCACGCCUGGUUAUGAUUCAUAUGUGACCGAUCUGCAUAUAUCAAAACGCUCUAGAACUUCUCCUGAUGAGAAAAUAUAUUUAUUUGUUGCUCAAGCAGAUAAUUUUGAGACCUCAUCAUGCAUCAUAAGUCCCCAGCAAGUCAAUUUUUUACUGAAUGGUGAGGGAGUAGACAGAAGGACUUGUAUUCACAAGGAUCCUGGACCUCAGAUGCCGACACCUGUGACACAUAUGCUUAAAUAUGGAAGCAAUCUUCUUCAAGUAGUCGGGCAAUUUAAUGGGAAGUAUAUUAUAGCAAUCGCCUUUAUGAGUGUUGUCUCAAACCCUAGCUUUCCCAUCAUUGCCGACUAUACUCCACCAGUUGCUGCUCCAUCUGAUUCAGAUAACGAGAUAGUUGAAGGGCCAUCCAGAAUAUCACUGAAGUGUCCCAUAAGUUUCAGUCGUAUCAAAAUCCCUGUUAAAGGACAUUCAUGUAAACACCUUCAGUGUUUCGAUUUCAACAAUUAUGUUGGCAUUAACUCGAGAAGACCACAUUGGCGCUGUCCCCAUUGUAGACAGCCCGUCUGCUUCCAUGAUAUUCGAAUUGACCAGAGUAUGGUUAAGGUCUUGAAAGAAGUAGGAGAAGAGAUUUCUUAUGUGAAAAUCUCUGCCAAUGGGUCAUGGGAACCUGACACUGAAAGCAAUGAACACACAGAGAAACUACAGGAGGCACCACCUUCAGACCAAAAAACUAACAUCCAAGAUGUGGAUGAUAUAAUGGACCUUACUGGAGUUGAUAACGAAGUGGAUACAAAUGAUAAUGAUCAUGAUAGAAAACCUUCUCCAGCUGGUGAAUCUAACGUCAUUAAUAAAAGUGUUGCACCACAUAUGGAAGACGGGUUUUGGAGAGACUUCUAUUCAUCGGGACUUGCAGCUGGUGAAUCUGCCAUUAGUGAGAUUGUACAAAGGAACAAUCAACUUUUCAAUUCGUUGAACCAGGGUCAAAGUCAAACAUCUAAUUCCAAUAAUACGCUGCCACAACAGCAUGGCAACUCGAAUAAUAUGAGGCACCACACAUGGGUAACAAGAAUACCCAAUGCCAUUCAAGCACUUCCGGCUCAAAAUUCAGCAAGAGUGCUUGAUGGAAACACACAGCAAACUUUGUCAAGAUCUCAUCUGAAUCAGCAUCAGGCACAACACAUGAAUUCUCAGAAUCAGGGUCAACAUGAUCACUCGCUUCUUUCAAGUCAAACAGCCCCACAAAUCGGUGGGCGUUCAGCUUCACCUCAACAUAUAAAUGGCGGGCGAUAUGCUUCACCUCUUUCAGAAAACCGUUUUAGUGCACAUCAACAUCAACCCCUGAAUCAAAGGAAUCCACUUCCUGUUCGUUCAUCUGGUCAACCAUCUCCUCAUGUGCGCCUAGGAAGUGUAGGUCUAAGGCCUAAUGUUGCAAGUAGCGUAACCCCGCAGUAUUCAUUGGCUGCUAUUGAACGAGCUACCCGUCAACAGAGUAUAAGCCAGCCGCCCUCUAAUCCACCUCCAGUACAGACUCCUGGAUCAUCCGUCUCUCAAAGAGUAGAUGCAUUAGCAGAGGAAAACUGGAGGCCAACGGGCCGCAUGCGAGGAAGUUUGUCCGGCCGGCAGCUCUCAGAAGAUCUGAACAUUAUUCAGCCAAGCGAACCGGUUCAAGCUGCUAGACCACCACCAAUUUUGAACACUCCCAGGCCGUUCAUACCACCUCAUCUACAAGCCCUAAUGGCAAAUAACGUGAGAGGUCAGACUCCUGAAGCCGGUGGAAGUGGUCCACGUUCAGAUAGUAGCAUGGCUGGAGGUGUUGCUGGUGUUUUGCCAGAAAAGUAAGUGAAGUUUAUCACUAGGUACCGUGAAAUCUUUGUUGUUGUAAGAAAAGUUUGCUUUAAUCCGUAUGUUUCUAUAACAUAAAAGUUGUAGGGAUCAUCCAAUAUGCAUAUAUGCAUUGAAGCAUUAUUUGGGUGAUCGUAGUUUACAAUCUAAUUUUUGAUAAUACUAUUACCCUAGUGAUGUAUCUUCUAUCUUGACCCGUUUAGGAUUUUGUAAUAGUCGAGUUAUUUUGAUAUAUUUAUAGAGUAUGGCGUCAGUAGAGAGAUGCUAGACGCUUAUUAUAAACAAACCUUUUGUUUACAUUUUUAAAAAUUUACAAACUUACCCAGCUGUA
This is a messenger RNA of Erigeron canadensis, 2814 nucleotides long. RefSeq names its product E4 SUMO-protein ligase PIAL2. Gene Ontology annotation, molecular function: SUMO ligase activity; zinc ion binding. NCBI's taxonomy places the organism in Eukaryota, Viridiplantae, Streptophyta, Magnoliopsida, Asterales, Asteraceae. The record is from RefSeq and is a predicted model, not a curated record. Bases 90 to 2480 code for a protein of 796 amino acids. The transcript has 17 exons. Gene Ontology annotation, biological process: protein sumoylation.